AAGAAGAAGACCACUUCCUUCACAGCUCUGCUCGGUGAAGCGGAAUAAGUAUACAUCCACUGAUUAUGGAGGUUGCAUUGCUAUAAAUUCUUCAUGGCCACUGCAGACGUCGGAUUAAACAUACAUCAGGUUUUACUGGUUCCCUGAACGUAUAGCGCUGCAGUAAUUAGUCUGGUAUUUUAUAGGCUUCCCUUACUGGGCCUCAAGACAAUUAAAACGAUCUGGAAUCUCGAGGACGUCGUUCCAACAGACCCUCGGGUAGAGGUAGACGAUAACAGACAACAGGAUUCUUGGUGGAUAGGGUGUUGAACGUUUUUUUGACUCUAAUAGAACCAGUAAAAUAUAUGAAGUAAGAUUCCUUUAGAUUAAUCGAGUUUUGAUUUGAUUGCUUUGGUCUAGCUGAGAAAUUAACUGGAGUGUAGGCUAGCUACAGAUUAACUGUCACGUUUUUUUAUUUGAAGAAACGCUGAAAGAAUAGCUUCCAGGAUGGAUCGGGACAGAACUAGCACCUUCCCCUCCACCCUGCCAGAGUCCCCGGGUUGCAACUCUCCCGGUAGUACCUUACUGCUGGGUCUGAAGAGGGUGUCUUCGUUGCUGAUCGACUGCAGGAAAACACCAGGGCAGAGUGGAACUUCGAGAGGUGGACACGAGGAAGAUGGAGAUUUGAUUUCAUCAAGGGACACAUCUAAACGUGGUCUCGGUGGGAGGGGCUUAUCUGCUCAACUUCAACCACAUGUUGCUGACGAGGCAGAGAAGUGUCUCUCCAGGUCAGAACACUUCAAGAAACAUCAGCAGAGACGUACAGGGAAGAAACCUCCCCACUGCUGCUCUGACUGUGGGAAGAAUUUCACUAGCCGGAGUUGCUUCAUUAUUCACCAGCGGAUUCACACCGGCGAGAGACCGUACUUCUGCUCUCAGUGUGGGAAGAGGCACAUCUCUGCAGGGCGUCUUAAAGAACACCAAAGAAUCCAUACAGGAGAGAAACCUUACAGAUGCUCACAGUGUGGGAAGAGUUUUGCUCUAUCUGGCACCUUAAAAUCUCAUCUGAGAAUCCAUACAGGUGAGAAACCAUACUGCUGCUCUCAGUGUGGGAGGAGUUUUGCUGUAUCUACCGCCUUAAAAUCUCACCUGAGAGUUCAUACCGGGGAGAAACCGUACUGCUGCUCUCAGUGUGGGAAGGGUUUUACUGUAUCUAGUGCCUUAAAAUCGCAUUUGAUAAUUCAUACUGGCGAGAGGCCUUACCCCUGCCUUCGUUGUGGGAAAAGCUUUGUUAGUGCAGGAAACCUAACUGUACACAAGCGGAUACACACUGGAGAGAGGCCUUAUAGCUGUGAUCAGUGUGGAAAGAGCUUUGCUCUAGCUUCCGUGCUGACUUCCCACCGGCGCAUACACACUGGAAAGAAACCUUAUACCUGUGAACAGUGUGGGAAGAGCUUUGCCGUAGCUUCCUCCCUGACUAGACACCAGCGAACACACACUGGAGAGAAGCCUUAUGUCUGUCUAUGUGGAAAGAGCUUUGCUCAGUUAGGGACAAUGAAAAGUCACCAGAAAACAAAAACGUGCCGUAUUUCAUCUCCCUCCUAUACGGCACCAGUUCCAGAUCCCUAAAUAAACUUCUAGUGAUUAAUCAUAUCCAUCUCCCAUUGUUAAACAGUUGACUUAGUCUGAUCACCAUUGUAACCUCCGUGGAGCAUAAUAUGCAGCUCUGAUCUAGGAUCAGGUCUCCCCUGUGUCUAUAUAAUAUUACACAUCGGGAUCUAAAUGGAUAAAUGUUAUCAUAGAAGAUGUCAUAGUCAACCUGUGUGUGUGUGUGCUCAUAAAACUAAUCAAUGAUACAUUGGAUAAUUGGUCAAGGCAAGAACUAUGCAUAUUGUCUUGUAACAUCGGUUAAUGUAAUAACUUUUAGAUUUGUAAUGUAAUAUCUUGUACCCCAGAAAUGGAACGUAAAUUACAGAAAAUAGAUGCUGUGGUGGCAGCUGCAGAGAUUUAUUUGGGUAUAUGAGAUUUGACUUCAGAAGAGUUACAUGGUGUGUUGAAGGGUGAUGUCCCGUCCUCCCAGGCCGUUGGGAUGGUGCAGGAGCAGAUGGGGUCAAAGUAGUGGAAUGGGGAAGUGGGUUUUUAAUGUGUAGGUGGCAGCUGCUGAGAAGUACCUGGUUGUACAAUGUUUUACUGCAGAAGAGUUAUAAGAUGCUUUGAAAUAAAGAAAUAUACAUAAACUCAGCAAAAAAAGAAACGUCCUCACACUGUCAACUGCGUUUAUUUUCAGCAAACUUAAAUAUUUGUAUGAACAUAAGAUAAACAACUGAGACAUAAACUGAACAAGUUACCCAGACAUGUGACUAACAGAAAUUGAAGAAUGUGUCCCUGAACAAAGGGGGGUCAAAAUCAAAAGUAACAGUCAGUAUUUUUUAUUUAUUUUUUUAUUUAACCUUUAUUUAACCAGGUAGGCAAAUUGAGAACACGUUCUCAUUUACAAUUGCGACCUGGCCAAGAUAAAGCAAAGCAGUUCGACACAUACAACAACACAUAGUUACACAUGGAGUAAAAACAAACAUAUAGUCAAUAAUACAGUGAAAAAAAAUAAGUCUAUAUACAAUGUGAGCAAGUGAGGUGAGAUAAGGGAGGUGAAGGCAAACAGAUAUAUGUAUAAAUAAAUAAAAAUAUAAAAAGGCCAUGGAGGCGAAGUGAGUACAACACAGCAAGUAAAAUAAAAACUAAAAAAACACUGGAAUGGUUGGUUUGCAUUGGAAGAAAGUGCAAAGUAGAGACAGAAAUAAUGGGGUGCAAAGGAGCAAAAUAAAUUAAUAAAUAAAUACAGUAGGUAAAGAGGUAGUUGUUUGGGCUA
Molecule: messenger RNA, 2845 nt
Organism: Salvelinus fontinalis (brook trout)
Lineage: Eukaryota; Metazoa; Chordata; Actinopteri; Salmoniformes; Salmonidae
Product: zinc finger protein 239-like
Exons: 3
Coding region: 487-1608 (373 amino acids)
Biological process (GO): negative regulation of transcription by RNA polymerase II; regulation of cytokine production; central nervous system development
Cellular component (GO): nucleus
Molecular function (GO): DNA-binding transcription factor activity, RNA polymerase II-specific; RNA polymerase II cis-regulatory region sequence-specific DNA binding
Source: RefSeq, a predicted model, not a curated record